AUGACCGUGGCCUCAAAUUUGCGUAGCAGGGCCCAUACGGGCUCGAAAUCCAUGGACACAGACACUCCCAGUGAGUUGACGCUUCCACCAGAACCAGAUCCCGACACACCCCAGGUGCUGUUCAUGAACACGCACGACGUGGGGAACAGAACCGGCCAUGUACCACCGAGUUACUACCAAGUAGCAACUCCAAAGUCACCGCAUGAACUUUCGCUUGCCGACGAGCUGGAAGAGGAACACCGGGGCUCGACGUCACACUCGCAGCAUUGCGAAAGUGAAGAAGCCGAACGUGGCAAGUACGAAACGGCCAAGCGCGAGAUCUUGGAGUCUCUGAACUUACACAUAUUGCUCACCAACCGGGAACACACGGAUCUCAACGCGGAACUGGGCCGUGUGGAGGCCCAGAUGCGUGUGCUGGAACAUAUGCAUCGCGAUCCUAAGCUCAUCGAGCAUGUGGAACAGCAUCAGGAAGAGUUGUACAACCGCCACCGCGAGCAGUUUCUGCGUAGGAAAGAGUGGGAAAGCAUGCAUGGCGUUGCGAACGCCACAACCCCCUUCGAUGUCAGGUCCGCGGGCCUCACAAGCACCGACAAUACCCAAGGCGAAUAUUUUUAUCACACGCGCAGCAAAUCUACCAACAACAUUCACAGCCAGUACCAAUCGCGACUGCGACCCGCUAACCUCAACAACGUGGGGAAGCGGCUGACUGGUGACAAAGGCUUGCAACCUCGGGAACCGCCAUUGGCCGAGAGCACUGCGGGCGGCGAUUUAGCCACUACGCGGCCCUCACUCUUACCUCAACCUCACAAGAGAAACUAUAGCAGUUCGUGUUUGACUAGUAAGAGCGGAGUGGUGGGCUCUAACGAGAAAAAUGAGCCAAUUUUCAAGAGACCAGAUGGUAUACUGGUCAUUAUAGCAUGUUCAUUCUGUGAACGUAGUGGAUUUACGUCGGCUCAAGGCAUUGUAAAUCACGUCAGACUCAAACACGCCACGAGCUACCCGAGUCAGCCUCUGGCGGUACUGAAGAACCAACAGAUUCUGCCCGAGAAUGAUCAGCCCCCGGAGGUACUCUCCCAGUUCAAGGAACUAAACUUGGAUCCCGCGCAUGAAUACCUUCCGCACGUUAUUAAUAUGCAGACAAGUGGCCAGGUAGCUGGUCAAAAAGUUCGCAGCAAUAGUGUUCGAGAGAUUUCACCCCGCGCCACAACAGCUACUCCAACUGAGGCGCGCCUAGUUACGUCCAAGAAAUCCACCAAGCAUUUAAAAAACCUAUAUCAGAAAGACGAUUUCAAAGAAAUUGUUGAAUAUGUGAACGAGGCUCAAAACGACCUGGAUGCUAUACUAGGACAACAGUCAGACUUGGAAGAGGAAGGUAAGGAUGGUAAUGAUAACGAUGAUGAUAACGAAGACCAUGAUAAUGGUGAAGUUAAUGACAACAAGGUGAAAGUAUUCACCUCUGGCGACGCAAUGUCGGGAGAAAGCAAGGAAGCCUCUACAGAUGGAUUCCUUAAAUCAGAAAGCCCCAUCGAAACCAAGCGCAGUGUGUCUCCGACCGGAACCACCAACAGAAAACGGUUUAAACCCGCUGAAAAAAAAGUAAGGCCCGAUGCCAUCGCCUUCAUGAAAGUGCCUGAGCGUGAUAAAAGAUCUACUCACUACAAUCUGCGCGCGAAGUCUAAGCUUCGGGGGCACAAUAGAUACGAAUGA
Lachancea dasiensis is the source of this 1707-nucleotide messenger RNA. Lineage: Eukaryota; Fungi; Ascomycota; Saccharomycetes; Saccharomycetales; Saccharomycetaceae. The record is from the annotation of a GenBank genome assembly.